Molecule: messenger RNA, 1116 nt
Organism: Trichomonas vaginalis G3
Lineage: Eukaryota; Parabasalia; Trichomonadida; Trichomonadidae
Product: nucleotide-diphospho-sugar transferases family
Exons: 1
Coding region: 1-1116 (371 amino acids)
Source: RefSeq, a predicted model, not a curated record
AUGUUUGAAUAUGAUGUAUUUAUUGUUGCUUUCAUAUACUCGUAUUUAAUUUUAAUUAGCUUUGACUUGCCUAUUGAGUGCAUGGUUACGGAAGAACAUUAUAUCGAUAAUCCUUUACCUGAAAUCGAUGUUCUCAAGUUAAUAGUAAAGCAUUUAAAUUGGCUUGACUACAGUUAUUUGGUGAGCAAGAUAAGAGAAGCAAACUGGUCCAAAUGUGAAUUAUGCAAUAUUAGUUUCCAAAAAUCAGGAGCUUCAAGUACCCCACGAGAUCUAGUGUUAGGUAUGGGUUAUGGGAAAUCUGUUCGAUCAUAUAUUACCUUUGUAAGAACGCUAAGAUCAGUUAAUUGCAAAGCAAGUGUCAUAAUACUUACAGAUAAUAAAUUAUAUACCUCCUUCAAUGAAAAUGAAAGGAAGGCACUUGAUAACUGCGGUGCAAUUCUGAUUUCGGUUGGAUAUUUGAGACCUUAUAAAUCAUGUGAAACAAUAACGACAAGGCACAUAGUUAUGGGUGCUUUUUUAAAGUUCUAUAGGGCAUUGUUUGAUAGAGUGAUUGUUACUGAUUUACAAGAUACAUUAUUCCAGAUGGACCCAUUUUUAGAUUCAUUCCCUCGUACAAACUCAUAUGGAACGUAUGAGAAUGAUAUGCUUGUGAGCAACCCGAUUAAUAACCGUUGGAUACGAGAAACAGAUCCAAAAUAUUCAUAUGAAAAAUAUAAAGGCAAAUAUAUCAUGAAUGCUGGAUGCUUAUACGGCUCAGCGAGAGCAAUGGCCGAUUUAUAUGAAAGUUAUAUUAACCUUAGUUAUUGGUUUAGUUAUCCAACGAAAACACUUGAUCAGCCGCUUCUUAAUUUAAUGUUCUACGAUGGAUUGCUUGCACCUUCAUUUAAAAGAGAUCUAAAGGGCGAAAUUAUGAUAUCUGCAACAUAUUGGUACUUCAAGAAUGAAAUGACUAAAGAUGGUCUUUUCCAACUAUCUUCGGGAGGAACUCCAAGAGGCAUUCAUCAAUACAAUAGAAUUUGUUUCAUAAAUGCGAAGAUUCAAGAACUAUGUCCACCACUGGGAGAUUGGCAUAGAGAUCCUUAUGGAAACUAUGAACACGUGCUUCAGGGUUGCUGA